Cicer arietinum (chickpea) is the source of this 633-nucleotide messenger RNA. RefSeq names its product C2 domain-containing protein At1g63220-like. NCBI's taxonomy places the organism in Eukaryota, Viridiplantae, Streptophyta, Magnoliopsida, Fabales, Fabaceae. The record is from RefSeq and is marked provisional.
GAAAGAUGCCUCGAGGGACUCUUGAAGUUGUUUUGAUCAGCGCUAAAGGCCUUGAAGACAAUGAUUUUCUCUCUAGCAUAGAUCCUUAUGUGAUUCUCUCCUUCCGGGCUCAGGAGCACAAGAGUACUGUGCAAGAAGGUGCCGGAUCCAACCCUCAAUGGAAUGAGACUUUUCUUUUCACUGUUUCUGACAGUGCUUCUGAGCUCAAUCUAAGGAUAAUGGAAAAGGAUAACUUUAACAAUGAUGAUAAUCUUGGAGAAGCAAUAAUUCCUUUAGAGGCAGUGUUUGAAGAGGGUAGCCUUGCUGAGAAUGCUUACAAACUUGUGAAGGAGCAAGAAUAUUGUGGAGAGAUUAAGGUGGCUCUCACUUUUACACCUGAGAGAAAUGAUGAAGAGGAGACUUGUGGUGGAUGGAAAGAAUCAACAAGGGACUUUUGAAGUCAAUGAAGGAUUUACAUAUUUUCAAGAUUCAUAAUAUUCUAUUAAAAAAAAAAGUAUAUCUUUUGGGUCCCUUUUGGAAUUUUAAUCAGUGUGUUUUCUGGUGUGAUGAUGAUGUUCUGGUUUGCUUUUCAUCCAUUUUGAUAUAAACUACAUUUUGCUUAACACAAUAUUUUAUGCACUAAAGUUUAUUCCA